This is a messenger RNA of Temnothorax curvispinosus, 4435 nucleotides long. RefSeq names its product kinesin-like protein KIF14 (gene neb). The coding region runs from base 94 to 3876 and encodes 1260 amino acids. Gene Ontology annotation, cellular component: kinesin complex; microtubule. Lineage: Eukaryota; Metazoa; Arthropoda; Insecta; Hymenoptera; Formicidae. Gene Ontology annotation, biological process: microtubule-based movement. The record is from RefSeq and is a predicted model, not a curated record. The transcript is spliced from 12 exons. Gene Ontology annotation, molecular function: ATP binding; microtubule binding; microtubule motor activity.
GGCUUCGUAAAGUUAGGUCGUGAAACUCAAAUCCGUUUAAAUUCCCAUCGUGUUGUCGGGUGGCUCUUUUCUCCGUGAUUUUCCCACCGAGAAAUGUCUCAAAAUCAGAAAUCCACGAGUCGCGGCUACUGCGAGGCUAUCUUCUCGACCUCGCCGAGGAGCACCGCCAAGCAGGACAUCGUCCCCGCGAUAAAAACAAGGAAGAAUUUGUAUCCUCCCUUGUCCAAUGAACCAGCCAAAGCGGUUUUAACAAAGAGUCAGAGUACAAGCAAGUUGACGCAAUGUCCUCUGCAAAAGGUAUCGUCGAAACUCGAGAUAGCAGAGAUCUUGGGAUCUCCGAACAAGUUGUCCGACGCAGAACCGUGUCCAAAAUCUACAAACCCACAGCAGGAAAACACAGUCUCCAACGUCACGUCCAAUGACAGAAAUCUAAAGACUCCGGUCAAGAGAAGAUUUGCUGGUGGAUUGUCCAGCGAUAAGACGUCUGCCAUACAGUUUUACACGCCCAAGCAUACAAGAGUGACAAAUACGCCCAGUGCUGAUGCCAAGUUCAAUAUUUUACCCAAUGCGAGAACGCCUGUGAAACGUUACUUCAGCGAUCAUGCUCUGUCGCAGAGCACCCCGGACUGUUUUAACGCAGUCCACUUGGAAACUCCAUCCCACAAAAUUGACGACGUAGUGAUAGGGGAACAGACAAUGUACGAGGGUGAAAGCAGCAAUCUUACAGUUGGAAUACGUAUUAGACCCUUGACUGGCAAGGAAUCAAACGAUCCAAAGGUCACAACAGUCGUGCAGGGAAACGGUCAGAACGUUAUCGUGGAAUGCGAAUCUGCGCAUCACACUUUCAUGUACGAUCAUUGCUUUGUUUCGCACGAUGAUCCGCUUACGCCUGGUCACGCCAGUCAAGAGGUUGUCUUUCGCAAUAUGGUGUUACCUUUGGUGCAAAAUGCUUUCGAGGGUUACAACGUCUGCUUGUUCGCGUACGGACAAACGGGAUCUGGAAAAAGUUACAGUUUAAUGGGCACAGAAUCCGCGCAGUUAAGCGCGACGCCAUUCGACGAAAGAGUCGGUAUCAUCCCAAGAUUUUGCCAGGAAAUAUUUACACGAGCACGUGACAAUCCACAGGUCGAGACCACCGUAGAAAUCAGCUACUUCGAGAUAUAUAAUGAAAAGAUACACGAUCUCUUAGCAAAUACAAAUAAUGCAUCGAAGAAAGCUCCCCUUAAAGUAAGGGAGCAUCCUGCCUUCGGCCCCUAUGUCGUCGAUUUGAGCCAGCAUUGUGUGCAAAAUUACAAAGACCUACAGACUUGGCUUAAAGUGGGAAACUCGCAGAGAGCCACAGCCGCGACUGGUAUGAACGAGAAGAGCUCACGAUCUCACAGCAUUUUCAGUAUUAUACUAACUCAAGCGCAUGCGGAUAAUGAGUUGGAUUGCAAGCCACUCGAUGCUAAUCGUCGCAGCAAAAUUAACUUGGUUGACUUAGCUGGUAGCGAGAGAUUGAGCCAAACUUCUGCAACUGGUGACAGAUUAAGAGAAGGUGUGUCUAUUAACAAAUCUUUACUUACCUUGGGGAAGGUAAUUUCAUCACUUACGGAGAACACAAACAAUCGUAAACAGGGUUUUGUGCCGUACCGUGAAUCAGUGUUGACAUGGCUGUUAAAGGAGAGCCUAGGGGGAAAUUCACGAACGGCGAUGUUGGGAACGGUGUCACCGGCCAAUAUCCACGUGGAGGAGACCUUGGCGACCCUUCGGUAUGCGUGCCAGGCUCGGGCUAUAGUCAAUCGAAUCCGCAUCAACGAAGACCCGCACGACCGGCUGAUUCGCGAAUUAAAGGCCGAAGUACUACGUCUACGCGGAGUGCGCAAGGGAUACGAGAAGCAGUUUGGAGUUGUGCCUUAUCAGUUGCUCGAUCGCAUCAAGUCUUAUGCAUGGAGUCCAUCCCACCAGUUCGAUAAGGAAGUUGUGCAAAAGCAAAAGGAAAUUGACAAACUGAAAAAUCAGUUGAAAAAAACGGAAGAGCAGUUGGCUGUUACUCAGAUGAGUCCGCACGAAAAGUUCCAAAGAGCCGAAGAGAGGAAAAGUUCGGAGCUCAAAUAUUUGCGCCGUUGCGGAAUCGCCAUCGAGAUUGAUUUCCAGGAGCGAGAUAAGCAGCCUUGUCUCGUAAAUCUUGCGGCCGAUCCUCUGUUAUCCGGUACACUUUUGUAUCUUAUACCUCCAGGUUUGGUUCGUAUCGGGAAGAAUAGCGGAUCCGAAACCGAUAAUCUGGAUAUCAUGUUGGACGGACCUCUUGUUAGGGCACUGCACUGCUCUAUUGAAAACAACGAGGGAAAAUUAAGCUUGACGCCCGAGAUGGGUGGAGACACAUAUGUUAACGGACAGAUGGUAACUGGGAAAGUUAUGCUCAGACACGGCGAUCGCUUAGUCAUCGGCGGUAAUCACUAUUUUAAAGUCCUAAAUCCGUACGACGAAUCCUGCAAUGUCAAGCUUUCCACACAAGCGAUAGAUUUUGAAUUUGCGCAUCAGGAAAUUCUUCGAAUACAGGAAGAAAAAUUAAGAGCAGAACUGGAGGAAUCGAAACAGAAAGCGAUAAAGGAACUCGAAAAUGCCAAGCGCGAGGUAGAAUUGCAACUUGGUUCGCAAAAAUCGAAAUACGAGCAGAAGAUCAAAUUUCUUGAUACCACUCUGAAAGAACAACAGCACACCCUCGAACAAAUUGAUCACAGAAAAAAGGAACUGGAAUUGGAAAGGGAGUUGCUCAGCAAGGAGGUGGAAAUCAAUAAUAAGAUUAAGAAAAUGCAGCUGGAGCAAAGUCACGCGAGACUAACGCCGUACAAAUCAAACUUCCUGCAAGAACUCGAGAGUAUUUUGAACGAGAAAGCUGCGGACAUUGAGAACGCGUUAAAGACGAAACUUAAUGGGGAAACGAUAACCGCCGGUGGUAUCAGUCUACACGAAAUGCAAAUACUCGUUAAGGAAGCGACUCAGCGAUGUAAAGAAGCUGGAUUUGAUUUUGAAUUUGACCAACAACAAACAGUAGUGGAAAAUAAUUUGCAGCCAGUGAUUCGUGUUCGUGAUAAAACGAUUGCGAUGGAAACACUGUUGCCAGCGACAGACUUUCUGAAUUGGAUUUAUCGUUUGAGAAACUGUGACGAUAUACAAGACUCGAUGAAGGAACUAUGGCAUUCCAGCUACAAGUGGGAGUCUUACGAGACGGAAGUAUUUGAGGAUUCUUUAAACAACAGUAGGAUCUCGAUAAAUAUGACUCCUGUGAAGAAACAACUGAACAAAAGUAUCCACCUGGACAAGUUGAUGUUGGAAACGACGCUGAACGAUACAUCCAUGAUGCCUGAUCAACAAGAUGUAAAUGCGUGUCUCACUCAAAUCGAAGUCGCCGCGAAAACGUUGAACAAGCUGUGCCGUCGGUAUCAGAACGACACUAAACCAAUCGUCGAAUCGUUAGCUAAGAUGCAAGAUAUUAUAGAGUGUUUAAAAAAUAUCUUCCAGAGUAAAGAUCCGAGUGAGUGCGAGGAUGUGAGUGCAAGUUCGAUAAAUAGUAAUAACGAUACUGUUAUCGACAUGUUGAACGAUGUAAAGAACCUUUCACGGUUCCAUAGUAAGGAAACAAACGAAUGCAAAGAAAAAGAUACUGUAUCUGUAGAUAGCAUCAAUAAUGACAUAGAUAAGUUAGCAACAAAGGAUAAUGCUGAAAAUUGCAUCAAUAAUGACAUAAUAGAUAAGUUAGCAACAAAGGAUAAUGCUGAAAAUUGCUCAAGUCACAUAUCGCCAAAGAAAUCUAGCAUGCGGAAUAACAUGCUAGAUACGAAAGAUGGAAAUGUUCAAAAGAACGUAAGGUUUACUAAUAAAACCGAAAAUUAAGACUUGAUAAAGUAAGAACGAUAGUUGUUUAAAAUAUUAAUUAUUUUUUUACAGACUUUCACUAUUGCCGUUUUAAAAAUCUGAGAAACGUAUAUAUUAUUAUAUUAAUAAUACAUAUUGCAUUACAGAUUUAGAUUUGUGCAACGCUUCAUUAAAUUUUAUAUUUUAACACAUUUUAUAAAUCAUUUAUUGGAACCGUGCUUUUAUGAAUUUUCAUUAUUAUUUUGAUUAUUAUUGGUUUAUAAGACUUUAAUUUAGCUUGUAUUAAAACAAGACUUUAUUUUACGUAACCGAACUAAAAGACACUUAGUAGCGAACUACUAAAGUAUAAUAAAGAAUGUACACACAAGAUUUUAUUUUAAACGUAUGUUAGGUGUAAGUAUAAUUUGUAAAUUACAAACUCUACUUUUCUCGUAAUUUCUAAGAAAGUAGUAUCUGUAACUUAAGAAUAUUAUAUUGCAAAUUGUAUAAUAUGCAUGUGAACUUAAAAGUAAUCUAACGAUAGACUUUUUAGAUUAAUGAUAGAUUAUAAUAUUAUAACUUAUAUGUCAAUGAUUAA